Messenger RNA from Penicillium brasilianum, 3402 nucleotides. The record is from the annotation of a GenBank genome assembly. NCBI's taxonomy places the organism in Eukaryota, Fungi, Ascomycota, Eurotiomycetes, Eurotiales, Aspergillaceae.
AUGGCCCGGUCCGCCAGUAUGGCCAGCGACGGCCACGAGCGCCUGGAGCCGCGACUGCUCCGCGCCGCCGAAAACGACGACAUCGAAGCCCUCCGCACGGUCAUCAAGCUGGCGCACGAGUACAACCAGUUUAGCGACAAUUUCCUGCGUGUAGCCGUGAUGCGCAGCGCCGAGCGAGGCUCCGUCGCCGCGACCGAAUUUCUGCUCGAGCUCGGCGCAAAACCGGAUGUAACUGGGAAUCGACCGUCACCGCUCCUCCGCGCCGUCGAGCGCGAUCACUAUCAAAUUGUGCGCCUGUUGCUGGACCAUGGUGCCUCGCCGGAUACCAUGGAUAAAGAGGGGCGGACGGCGUUGAUGACGGCGGCAUGGAAGAAUCAUGCCGACGUGCUGCAGUUACUGAUUAUGCGCGGGGCGAAUGUGAAUGCGAGAGAUCAUCGGAAGCGCAACGUGCUUCAUAAUUUGGCGGCGGAUAAGGAGUGUCGAUGGGGAUGGGGCGAUGAGAUUGUGACGUUACUCCUCAGGACGGACUGUCUGGUUGAUGGGAUUGAGGGACAGGAUGAGCUGGGGAGGACGCCGUUGCAUUGGGCUUGUGCUCAGGGGAAUUGGAGGCUUGCGGAGUUGCUGUUGACCAGACCGGACGGUCCCAAGGCAAACAUUGAUGCGGUCGAGUUGAGAGGGAAGACCGCGUUGCAUAUUGCGACUGCGCAUGAUCGGGCGGAUAUCGUUCAGUUACUGUUGCAGCAUGACGCUGCGGUCAAUGCUUGCAGUGAUGGUGGAUGGACACCGCUCCAUAAUGCCUGUGAACGAGGAUGCGAGGCAAUCGUUCGUAUCUUACUGCGUGCGGGGGCCCAUAUCAAUAGUCAGCUCUUGAACGGCGUGACCCCUUUGCAUCUUGCGGCGCAAGGUGGGCAUACCGAGGUUGUGAAGGGUCUUUUGGAACGACCGGAUUUGAAACGUCGUGUACGCGAUAACUUUGGGAGUACGCCUUUCCUGCGAGCGGCGCAGUUUAAGCGCAAAGAUAUCGUUCUGCUGUUGGCACCUUUCAACAAUGUCGAGUCCCUGUCCGACGAUGUGAAAGAUGCCUCUGCGGCGUUUGAUGCCACCGUGGUCGACUUUGGCAAUUUCCACAAUGAGAACCGCGUGAAACGAAUGUCGGUCUUCAAUCUACUGUACGGUCGAGAUCCCGAGAAUCCUCGCAAGCAAGCCGUGACGACCGUGCCGGCAGACAGCCGUGCCACUGACUUUCGUUGGAUUCAUCUUCCCGCAAAUAACAUGGCUUGGGUUGAGGCACUUCUCACCAAGUCAUUCAUCGAAGAAGGUGCGCAUGACGUCGACGGGUUCAAGGGUCUCGAGAAAUCCUUCAACUAUCAACAUCGUGGUCAAAAGAUACACUCACAUUUCAUGCGGCCUUUGUGCCAGCAUACACCUCGCUCAUUUGAGCGGCGAGAAGAGGAAAAGCUGGAGAGGCAACAGUCAGACAUUGCUCCAUCAAUCAUGACAGAUACCAGCUCUACGUACCGCAAACAGAAGGGACCCAGCAGCAAACUCGACCGGGUGGAUUCUCAUUCGCAUGAUGAAAGCAGUGGAGGUGCCCCGGGGAAGAAGAACAAAAAUAAGAAACCCGGCAAAUCGGGCAGCAAUCCAGGGACCCCCAAAUCGGAGGUCAAAAGCAAAUCGCCAUGGGGUCCGUCAGAGAAACAGGCGCGCCCCUCCCCUCUUUCUGCCCUGGGGCUCUGUAGGGAUCCUCAAGCAAGUCAUAACGCAGCAUGCAAUGUUUGUGUGUUUAUGCCUUAUUUGCAUUUUGAAACCGCAGAGCGCAGACAGAAGAUGCAAGAGGCGAUCCAGCGAGCCGAGAUGUUGAGUUUCCAGCCCACUGGCAUGAAACGAACCCGAACCCGCGAUGAGAUGCUGAUCGAUGCACAUCUGUCUUCGUCGACAACCUCCUUGCACGUCCGUCGAACGCUAGACCAGUUCUUCUAUCCGAACAUUGAUACCCAAAGCCGUGACCAGGAUCAGGUGGUGUACCGAUAUCAGACCAAGGGUCCCGGUCGUGAAGGACCGGGGACGGACCCUAAGAUCUUCAUGGUUGAUCAGUUGUGGAUGUGGGUUCUCGGCACGAAUCUGAUUGUGACUAGUUUCCCGCAGCGAUGGGAUCAGCCGAAGAAUGACCCGCUCAAUGUGCUGGAUGGAAUCAUCGAGGAUAUCAACUCCAAGACUCGAGACCCCGUUAGGUCGGUGUAUGACCUCGCGAUCAUCAUCACCAAUCGAUGCUCGGGUGUUUUCGACCGCCACCGUCUUGGAGACGACGAGUAUCAGUUCCUGGACAUGUUCGAAUCCUCUAUCGGUAUUGCGACUGACCGAGAGACGCUACUCUUCAAUCGCUUUAAUCGUGCCUCAGUGCAGGCAUCCGCUUGGUUGAAGAGUCACCGAAAAUUAAAUCCCUUGUCGCGCAGCUCAGCUCGCUCGAUAUCUGGUGAUGCAGCAGAGAAAGACACGCCAUCUGAGGACGAGGAUUAUAAUCAAGACGAUGGCCAGCCGCUGUUCGUCGAUCGUCUGCUGGAUAUCGGCGAGGAAACCGAUUUGCUGGCAGAGACGAAAGAUAUUCGCGACGAAUUGAAUAUGAUUCGCACUGUGUUGGAACACCAAAAACAUGUCUUGGUGGACUUCCAGGAUGUCAUCUGCUCGGUCUACCUGGCACAGCAGAUUUCCCAAGUGGAUGUCAAGAAACGCUUCAAGGACCAGCAACGUAUGAUCGAAAUGCACUUGAAAGAUAUCGAUCGUAUGGACAAACAAGCCGAGCGUAUCUACCAUUCCAUCACGGAUUUGCUUGACCUCAAGCAAAAACACGCCAACGCAUUCGAAGCCCGUUUCGCUCGUGACCAAGCAGCGGGUACUACCCGGCAAAGCAAGACAAUCAUGGUGUUCACUAUUGUCACAAUUAUCUUCCUACCGCUAUCCUUUAUCACAUCAAUUUUCACCAUCAACAUGAAAGAAUUCGAGAAUUUGAAUUUUGGAUAUGUUGCUCGCUAUACCUUUGGCAUUGGGUUUGCCAUUUCAAUCCCUCUUAUCGUGGUUGCGCUUUCUGUGGAUGACAUUGGCGAUUUCUUCCGAUCGGGAACGAUUCGCAGUCGGCAUUGGCUAUCCCGAAGGGAUAGACCUGCCCCCGCAAUUGACCGCAGCGAGGGUCAGCUCGGGGCUCUCGAGAUUGAGAAAAUUCUCAGCUUGGCACGAACGCGGAGAAGUGGGGAGCUAGACUAUGGGCCAAGCCUGCUGCCUAUUUCCUCUCGUGGCUCCGGGGGUCCUAGACCUCGAUCUGAUCUUUAUGCCACCGGGUUGGGUAACGGCCUAGUACGGAAAAGCUACGAAGUCCGCCGCAGUGUGGAAUACAGACCUUAUACAUGA